Molecule: messenger RNA, 1200 nt
Organism: Ophidiomyces ophidiicola
Lineage: Eukaryota; Fungi; Ascomycota; Eurotiomycetes; Onygenales; Onygenaceae
Exons: 5
Coding region: 1-1200 (399 amino acids)
Molecular function (GO): oxidoreductase activity
Source: RefSeq, a predicted model, not a curated record
AUGCGCGCGCUGGCGCUGCUCUGGCCCGCGGCGUGCUGCGCGGCGGGCCUGCUGGCGGCCACGCCCGACGAAGCGCCGGCCGCGGCCCUGCUGGCGCUGCAGGCCACGGCGCGGCGACACCUGGACGCCGAGCUGGCCGCCCGCCCGCGCGGCGGCUGCACGCGCGACACGCUGCAGAUCCGCACCGAGUGGCGCGCCCUGCCGCCGGCCGCCCGCCGCCGCUACAUCGACGCGGUGUACUGCCUGCAGCGCAAGCCCGGCCUGAUCGACCAGCGCCUGGUGCCCGGGGCCAAGUCGCUGUUCGACAGCUUCACCACGCUGCACAUCAACCAGACACACACCAUCCACAACAAUUUCUCGUUCCUGGUGUGGCACCGCUACUUCGUGCACGUCUACGAGCAGGCCCUGCGCGACUGCGGCUACACGGGCAAUCAUCCGUACUGGGAAUGGGGCUACGACGUGUACGACCCCGCCAACGCGCCCAUCCUCGACGGCUCGCCGCUCAGCCUGGGCAGCGACGGCGCGCCGCUGGCGGGCCGCAACGCCACCUGGGCGCAGUGGCCGCCGCCGCCGUUCGCGCCCACGCCCGACCUGGUGGUGGAGUUCCCGCGCGGCACAGGUGGCGGCUGCGUGCAGCGCGGGCCGUUCGCCGACAUGACGGUGCACUUCGGCCCCAUCUCGCAGGCCGACCAGCGCCACCUGCACCGCAUGUUCGCCUUCCGCCCGCACUGCCUGCAGCGCGACCUCAACCCGGCCAUCGGCCAGCGCUACCUGGCCUUCAACUGGUCCGUGUGGGCCGUGGCCGAGAGCGCCGACAUCAUGGGCUUCCAGGCCCGCAUCACCGGCGACCGCCGCCAGGGCCACGGCGCCUACCCGCUCAACCGCUUCGGCGCCCACGGGGGGGGGCACUUCUUCGCGGGCGGGAUGACCGGCGCGUUCUCCGACCUGUACGCCAGCCCGCAGGACCCGCUGUUCUUCCCGCACCACGCGCAGAUCGACCGGCUGUGGGCCAUCUGGCAGUGGCUCGACAUCGCCGCCCGCCGCCACGCGCUGUUCGGCUCGCUCACCUACGAGAACCUGCCGCCCGCCCGCAACGGCUCGCUCGACGAUGCCAUCGACCUGGCCCCGCUGGCCGCCCCCGUCGCCGUGCGCGAGCUCAUGGACGUCGUCGCCGGCCCGUACUGCUACUUCUACGAGUAG